This is a messenger RNA of Moneuplotes crassus, 809 nucleotides long. Lineage: Eukaryota; Ciliophora; Spirotrichea; Euplotida; Euplotidae. The record is from the annotation of a GenBank genome assembly.
AGAAAAUGGAUUGUGCAAAAGAGAAGGAGACAGAGGUCUUCCAACAAGAAUAUGAACUCAGUAAGGAAUCAAUACGAUCAAAGAAGAUAUUUCGAAAGAAUACUGCCAUUAUGCCAGAAAUCAAUAAAAGAUAUUGCUUCAAUGAUGACUUCUCUUGAAUGGAUAGAGAGAUCAAUAUGCUUUCUUAUGUGAAUAAAGCAGUCUUAGAUCUCAGUUUUUCGAACCCGCUCCGAUACUUCAUAUACUUUUGGAAGAGGAUCAAGCCCAAAGCCAAAAUUUGGCAUCUUCAAAUAAUCUAUUACAAAGAUAGUCAAAACUUACAGAACAAGUAUAGCAUUGCUUCAAAAUGAAAGCCAUUGAUGAAUAAGCUUAUUCUACAAACUACAACAUGUAUUACCUUAGAAAGAUGAACCUUAGACUCUAAAAAUACCACAAGACUGUUCAUCGCAGCCUCUGCGAUUCCUGAGAUGGUUUUUGACUCGUGAAUGCUAGAUUUUACUAACUUCACCUUGAAGAAUGUUAAUCCCGAUAUCCCUUUUAAGCAAAGGGCGCUAUCAUUUAUAAAUAGGAAAGCUCAUCAAUUUGAAUCUUUCUUAGUAACUAUCUGUCAGACUAAGCUAAAGAAAUCUCUAAAAACCCUAUCACUAAUCAUGGAUGAGUUCAAAAUCACUAAAGCCAAGGAAAUACUUGAAAAACACGGACUUCCUUGCAAACUAAACCAGCCAUGGUUAAUAUUCCAAACCGAAGAAACUAAAUUCGUCAAGAAACCAGAUAAUUCAAAGAGAAAAUGAAUCAUUCAAUAAUCAAAA